AUGCGUUUUAUGGCAGGCCCUGCAGGGAGCCAGAGUCUGGGUCCCCUGUGCUUCCACAGCAGCCCCCAAGCCCUCUACACGGUCCUCUUAAUAGUGCUGGUCAUGAUGAGCUUGGUGUUUGGUAAGUUUGUUCCUGUCAAUUGGGAACCCCCUCAACCACUUCCAUUCCCCAAAUACCUGUGCUGCUACCGAUGCCUCUUGGAGACCGAGGAGUUAGGGUGCCUUCUGGGAUCUGACAUCUGCCUCACCCCGGCUGGCAGCAGCUGCAUCACUCUCCACAUAAAGAACAGCAGUGGUUCUGACAUCAUGGUGAGUGACUGCCGAAGUAAGGAGCAGAUGAGUGAUUGUUCAAAUACCCGAACUUCUCCGGUGUCUGGCUUCUGGAUAUUCUCUCAAUGCUGCUUCCUGGAUUUCUGCAAUGACCCUCAAAACAGAGGGCUCUAUACUCCUUAGUGUGACUGCAGCAAACUUUGGUGUAAAAUUCCACCAGUUUCCAGCCACCUUCCUGACUUCUAUCUGGGCUUGGCCAGGACUUCUAGUCCCUCAUACCAGCCCUCCUUGCCUCCCUCCAGCCACUGGACCCCAGCCUUGGCUCCUCCUCUUGGUUGACGCCCUUCAGCACACUUACUCCUACUCUGCACCCCCAGCCCUACUGCCCACCAGGUUUCCUCUCUUGUCCCCUAGUCCCUGGAUGUUUCUCCCAAAUAAAUUUGUG
Molecule: messenger RNA, 715 nt
Organism: Gorilla gorilla gorilla (western lowland gorilla)
Lineage: Eukaryota; Metazoa; Chordata; Mammalia; Primates; Hominidae
Gene: LY6G5C
Product: lymphocyte antigen 6 family member G5C
Exons: 3
Coding region: 1-453 (150 amino acids)
Cellular component (GO): external side of plasma membrane
Source: RefSeq, a predicted model, not a curated record